AUGGAUGUCAAGGACCUAGCACCAGGGCUGGACCAACUGGGUUCCAACCUCGAUGACCUCGAGGAAACCCUGCAGCCUCUCAUCGACAACUUGGCCGACAUGUCGACCGAACUACCCCUGCUGGAUAGGGCGAAGCUUAUGACCCUGACAGCUUACUCAAUAGAAUCGCUCCUUUUUUCUGCCAUGCGCCUACAAGGUGUCGAUGCGGUCAACCACGAAGUCAUGACCGAGCUCAAGCGAGUAAAGCAAUACUUUGCCAAAAUUCAGAAGGCCGAGGAGCCACCAUCGCAGCGCUCAACAACGGUGAACACAGAGGCCACCACGCGGAUUCUCAAAGCAGAUCUAUCCGACAAUAAGGAGCUGAAGCAAAAGCUCGAGGAAAAGCUGGCGGAAGAACGGGCCAAGGCUCUUUUGAAGUCCAUCCAAAAUAAACGCUCUGCGCCCGGCGAUUCACCAUCAACGAACUUGAGCUCACGUCCCAAAAACAAAAGCCGCAAGACCUGA
Molecule: messenger RNA, 504 nt
Organism: Sodiomyces alkalinus F11
Lineage: Eukaryota; Fungi; Ascomycota; Sordariomycetes; Glomerellales; Plectosphaerellaceae
Product: exosome-associated family protein
Exons: 3
Coding region: 1-504 (167 amino acids)
Biological process (GO): maturation of 5.8S rRNA; regulation of gene expression
Cellular component (GO): nucleolus; exosome (RNase complex)
Molecular function (GO): DNA binding; RNA binding
Source: RefSeq, a predicted model, not a curated record